AGCUACGCCUAGUUCGCGGUCUUUUCUCCUCAGGUGUUGCUGAGGUGACAGUGCAUGCCCACCCUAGACGACACCCCUAAGACAUUUUCAGUACACAAUAAUAUGGUUGAAGCGCCAUUUUUGUCCAUUUCCCCAGCUCAGAGACCCUAAUGGGAUUUCUUAAGUCAGGUGAUGACUAGAGAUUUUUCAUUCCAAGAAGCUCAUGAACAAGAAUCACUAAAAGAGAGAAGGAGGAAGACGUGCACAUGUUAAAAGAUCAAGAAGAAAAUUCUCAUGUUUAACAUAUGAAAGACGAGGGCUGAAAAACUAUGGAAAGACAUAGGUGAGGUAUUCUGGACGCAAGAGAGAACAAAGCUAUAGCAGUGUAACAAAAAAACUCAAGAACAAGAAAUUUAAAACUGAUAUUCCACUCCAAAGAACACUGUUGACUAUCUGCAAAGGCAAUAGAGAACACAAGGCUGUAAAAUACCUUAUAAGCCUGGAGGACACCGUGGAGGGCAAGGAGGCUCAAGACGGAACGUUGCUUGAACCUAUAUCACAGGAACUGGAGGAGAACAGGACAAAGAGUGUAGAUACAGAAAUGGGAAGUGGAGCUAGUGCAGAAGACAAAGAGCUGGCAAAGAGAUCUAAAGAGCUAGAGAAAAAGCUUCAAGAGGAUGCAGCAAUGGAUGCGAAAACAGUAAAACUACUGCUACUUGGGGCCGGAGAGUCUGGAAAGAGCACUAUUGUGAAGCAAAUGAAGAUUAUACACCAAGAUGGAUACACAGAGCAAGAAUGCAUGGAAUUUAAGUCGAUUAUCUAUGGCAACGUGCUACAGUCAAUCCUUGCUAUAAUCCGUGCUAUGUCCACCCUUGGUAUAGACUAUGCGGACCCAAGCAAAGCGGAUGAUGGCCGCCUCCUUUGCCACCUUGCAGACUCCAUUGAGGAAGGCACAAUGCCACCGGAGCUUGUGGAUGUGAUCAAGAGGCUCUGGAAAGAUGAUGGGGUACAAGCCUCUUUUGAAAGGGCAGCAGAAUACCAACUUAAUGACUCUGCACCAUAUUACCUUAAUCAACUGGACAGGAUCACAGCACCUGAUUACCUCCCAAAUGAGCAAGACGUUCUCCGCUCCCGUGUAAAAACAACAGGGAUCAUAGAGACCCAGUUCUCAUUUAAAGAUCUACACUUCAGAAUGUUUGAUGUGGGUGGACAGAGGUCAGAGCGCAAGAAAUGGAUCCACUGUUUUGAAGGGGUCACUUGCAUCAUAUUCUGUGGUGCAUUAAGUGCAUACGACAUGGUCCUGGUGGAAGAUGAAGAAGUGAACCGGAUGCAUGAAUCCCUUCAUCUCUUUAACAGCAUUUGUAACCAUAAGUUCUUUGCUGCAACAUCCUUGAUACUUUUCCUGAACAAGAAGGAUCUUUUUGAACAGAAAAUCAAGAAAGUUCAUCUAAGCAUCUGUUUCCCAGACUAUGACGGUCCAAACACAUAUGAAGAUGCGGGGAAUUACAUCAAAAACCAGUUUCUUGAUUUAAACAUGCGGAAAGAUGCCAAGGAGAUCUACGGUCACAUGACCUGUGCCACAGACACAAAAAAUGUUAAGUUUGUAUUUGAUGCCGUGACGGAUAUCAUUAUCAAAGAAACACUAAAGGACUGUGGCCUCUUCUGAUUUUCACAUUAGUUUUUGCUGAGAAAGGAUCCUUAAAUUCUUUUUAAACAGGACUGUAAGCUGUAACAAGAGCCCAAAACUUGCAUUUUGUGUAAGCAUUGACAGCCCUUCCAUAUUAAAAUAAUACAGGGAACAUGUAGGUGGUGUUAAAUUUACCACCGCUACCAUAUAUACUUACGGGUAGCACUAUUUCAAUUGCCAGUCAUAGGCAGCUAUUUAUGAGGACUCUGCUAUGCCCACAUAAAACCCCUCAUCUAGCUGCACGCAAUGCAUUAUAUAGCUCAUUAUACUGUCUGGGUUAGGUUUACAGAUAUUAUAUCUGGCAUGACAAAAGGUUAGCACCAAAAAUAAUUAUCUGGAACUUUAUAGCACUUAGCUGUUGCUAUGCCAGCCUUUCACCUCAUUCACACUUCUGUAAUAAAAUACGGAUCAAAUACAGAUGCCUAAUCUUGAUCUUUUUUUCUCGCAUUUGUUCCAAAUGGGAUCUGUUUUUUGCUAGUUUUUUUUUUCCCUUAAAGAAUUAACAAUCUUUGGGUGUUUUGCUGAUAUUACUAUUGCUAAUUCUGACACUAAAAUUUAAAAAAGAAAACAAGUAUAAAUGUGAACUAUCCAAAAAUUAAAAAUGUAUUUUUAAAUUCAACCCAUGACAUUUAUCAGCAGGUAGUUUUUUUUUUCCCCCAAGUAAGAUGGACGUAAAAAGGGAUCCAAUAUAUGGAAGUGUGAAUAAACUCUUCCUUUCCUGUUUUUGUCUCUGUGCAUUAGAGACGCACAACCUAAAAGAUUCUGUAGACUAGAUACUGAUGUGGUGAAUAACAUUCCAGCAAUUAGAUGCAGAAGGACAAAUUUCAAAGAGAAAAAGUCAAGACAAAGAUAAGCCAUGAACUCACCAUGCAUUAUGAGGAACACACGGCAGAAGAAUAUGUGAAUAAAAACACAAUACAAUGUCCAUGUCUCACCAUUUUAAUACUGUAUACAAAUAAAAAGUGUGCAGAGUGCAGAGAAACUAAGUGUCUGUGUCUAAUGCAAAAUAGAAACAUCUGUAAAAAAUUAGGUGGGUAAAAGCCAACAGUAAUUGGUCUGUUAUAAGUAUACAUGAAAAAUGUUAGCGGCAAGAAACGUUUGGAUCUAGGACCUUGGUAUUUGGCACCAGGCAUAUAAAGGCAUGCAUCUGAACAGAGGGGGCUGGAAACCAUUGGUUCCAAAGAGAUGUAGAGUAGGCAGAUAGAUGGCUGUAGGCUGUGACAGCAAAGGCACCAAUACAUAUGAGUUUAGAAAAAAACCACAAGGACACUUGAGUAAAUCAGACUUUGGGAGAAAGUGCUUAGUGGCUAAUGGAGUAGCUUAAAGGGGUUUUCCCAUCUCGUAAAUUUGAUUACACAACCGCCCUGUGGCCUGUUUGUGGGAAGCAAAAAGAAGCCUAGGCAGGGAAGUAUUGCAAUUUCCAUAAAUCCUAUUGACUUUAAUAACUCCAGGCAAUACUGCUACCUCCGUGCUUCACAUGAAACCAAUGCCGUCUUGUCUCUGUUGGCUUACAAUAUGACAUUAGUCACAUGGUUUCUAAUGGGUCCUGGCUAUGUUGCAGUGGGUGGAAGGGAUUUACUUCCGUUUAAUACAGUAAAUCCCUUCCCUCCUGCUAUCUGCCCACCCACUACAGCAUAGCCAUGAUCCCCUGGAGACCAUGUGAUUUAUGACAUAUUGUUCAUGGUUGCAUAGAAUGCUAGGAAAGGUCAAAUGUAGCAAAAAGAAGAAAAAAAAACAACAGUAAAGAAAAACAAACAAAAAAAAACUUGCAACUGCACCUCUAGGUGUGGGUUGUAUAUGUGAAAAUGGGACAAAGCCACACACAGAUAUUAUAGAGGCAUAUGACACAGUAAUAUAACCUGCCAUCGCGGGCUCAAAUCCUGGAAUACCAUUUACAGGGAUACUCCGGUGGAAACAGUUUUUCUUUUUUUUAAUAGCUGGUGCCAGAAAGUUAAACAGACUUGUAAAUGACUUCUAUUAAAAAGUCUGAAUCCUUCCAAUA
This is a messenger RNA of Hyla sarda, 3668 nucleotides long. It is a transcript of the gene GNAT2, whose product is annotated as G protein subunit alpha transducin 2. The record is from RefSeq and is a predicted model, not a curated record. Gene Ontology annotation, biological process: adenylate cyclase-modulating G protein-coupled receptor signaling pathway; detection of chemical stimulus involved in sensory perception of bitter taste. The transcript has 9 exons. Lineage: Eukaryota; Metazoa; Chordata; Amphibia; Anura; Hylidae. Gene Ontology annotation, molecular function: G protein-coupled receptor binding; G-protein beta/gamma-subunit complex binding; GTPase activity. Gene Ontology annotation, cellular component: heterotrimeric G-protein complex; photoreceptor inner segment; photoreceptor outer segment. The coding region runs from base 581 to 1645 and encodes 354 amino acids.